UUCGUUCCAAUAAAUCCAAAACCAUUUCUUCGAGACUUAGUGAAUCAUAGAAUCAUUGUAACGUUGAAAUUUAACAAUACACAAUAUCGAGGUACAUUAAUAUCAAGCGAUAAUUAUUUCAAUAUACAAUUGAAAGAUGCAGAAGAAUGGAUCCAAGGCGAGUCUAAAGGUGUAGUUGGAGAGAUAUUUAUUCGAUGUAACAAUGUUUUAUGGAUUUCUAAGGAUACUAAACUGGAACAAGAGUAA
Arxiozyma heterogenica is the source of this 246-nucleotide messenger RNA. RefSeq names its product mRNA splicing protein SMX3 (gene SMX3). Gene Ontology annotation, molecular function: RNA binding. Lineage: Eukaryota; Fungi; Ascomycota; Saccharomycetes; Saccharomycetales; Saccharomycetaceae. The annotation marks the transcript as partial. Gene Ontology annotation, biological process: mRNA splicing, via spliceosome; spliceosomal snRNP assembly. The transcript has a single exon. Gene Ontology annotation, cellular component: catalytic step 2 spliceosome; U1 snRNP; pICln-Sm protein complex. The record is from RefSeq and is a predicted model, not a curated record.